CCAAACCAAACAAGAUCCGAAGUUAAAAAUUCGGUUCGUUCGUAUUUCCCAAUAUUGAAAGAUCCGAAAUCCGAAUGGCCACGAAAUACUAGGUCUCACUGGGCCGAUUUGAGUUAAAAGCCCAUACAGCCCAGUAUAAAAUCUUAUCUUCCCCAAACUCUUUCAACGAUUUUGAUUUUGAAUUUGAAAAGAAGCGGAAGCGAGAGCAAGAGCGAGAUUUAGAGAUGGAGGAUUCAGGUGCGAUUCUAUGUCAGAUCUCCAUUUUCAAGGACAUGCUUGAUCAGGUCAAUCGGGAAAUCGAAGCGAACAUUCAAGUGACGCGAGAGAUCGAAUCACAUAUCGGAAAUUGUUCUGAGAUGGAAUCUUCUCUAUCUGUUAAAGAAGCUGAGCUUACUAAAUCGUUCAUUGCUUCUCAGUUCGAGAUCAGCGGUUUGAUCUCUGUAACAGCUGAUUCAAGAAACUCUCUGAAGCUACUGGAGGAUGAUAUUUGUCGCCUGAGAAAUGAGCACAGUGAGCUAAUUACAAGGCUAACCGAGAAGCGGGAAGGGUUUGUGAAGAUGUGUUUUGGAUUCCAAAGGGAGAUUGAAGACAGUGAAUUUAGGAGUUUAUUGUCGGAGAAGGAGUUUCUAGAAAACGAAGUUCGGAUUUUGGAGAAGAAAAACAUGGAUGUGAAGAACUCUAUUUCGGCUUACAUGGAAGAUGAAAUGAGGAAUCUAUUAUCUGAUUAGUGUUUCUGGAAUAUGAUACUUUUUAGCGACUGGAUUGGAAUGUAAGUACUACUACUAGUGUCACUUGAUCUUUAACCAAACAAAGAAGAAAAGUUCUUUUGGCUCA
Messenger RNA from Arabidopsis lyrata subsp. lyrata, 834 nucleotides. RefSeq lists its product as uncharacterized. Lineage: Eukaryota; Viridiplantae; Streptophyta; Magnoliopsida; Brassicales; Brassicaceae. The coding region runs from base 225 to 728 and encodes 167 amino acids. The transcript has 4 exons. The record is from RefSeq and is a predicted model, not a curated record.